AUGCCCCUCACCGCUGCGUACGGGAAGGCGCUGGAUUAUUACGCAGCGGGAAACUGGACGGAAUCGAUCCAGUACUUGGAAUUAAGCCUACGUUUGCACCGGCUUCUGAAGGACAGCGUGAGACACUGCGCGAGCCACUGUAACUCGAGCAAGCAUGACGACGAGUCUUUUGCUGGAUACCCGGAUCUCCGCGUCUACUGGAACGUUAUGAUGAAGGCGACCUGUCAGAAGAAGUGCAGGGCGCUUUUCCCCGCGUUCCAGCUGCCUCCUCCCGGCCGAAAGAUCCUGGAGGAUUUCAGCAGAAGAUCUCCCUACAGAUACCUGCACUUUGCUCACUCACAGCUGAAUGACCUGCAGAGGGCGGUACCAUGCGCCCACACCUUCCUCCAGAGGAACCCUGAGGACCAGCAAAUGCAGCAGUUGAUGGAGGAAUACAAGAGCAAGUAUGACCUGAGCGGCUACCUCAUUGACCACGAAGAACGACCCUACGAGACGUCAUUUCUGAGAGGAGUGAAACUUGUGGGUUCGGGCGACUACAGCAGCGGUGUUCAAGAGUUGGAAGAAGCUCUGUGGCUCUACUUCCAGGAAUAUGACCUGUGUCAGGCCGAAUGUGAAGGGAUCACUCAACUUUUAGCAGACAGAGACUUCUAUGCAGUCAUAGCAGAUGCCUACAUUGACACAUUAAGGUGCAAACUGAGGUGCGAAGAAAACCUGACACCGAAUAUUGGGGGUUAUUUUGUAGUGAAAUUUGUGCCCACUGUUUACCACUACCUCCAGUAUGCCUAUUAUAAGUUGAACGAUGGACGCAGUGCCGUGCCCUGUGCUCACAGCUACUUCCUGUUCGAGCCUGAGGACCCAGUCAUGAAGCAGAACCUGCUAUAUUAUAAAGCCUACAGUCAACAGUGGGGGCUUCAGUCCAACCACUUUACCCCCAGGAUGGAAGCUUUCAAACACUACAACCAGACAAUAAUGCAAAAAAAGAUGUUGGCAUUUGCAGAAACAUACUUCGGUCUGUCUGAGGAGGACUUUCUAGGACCAGAGGAGGUUGCACGGUCGGCCCCAGACUCUCCUGAUGCUGAGUUUGAAGGUAUUGGAGAUUAUGAGGAGUCAAUUUAUGCAAACUGGAAGCAACUGAAGGGCAAAGGGGAUGCUGGCGAGUCAGACAUCUGACGACUUUCUGGAGUUUACAGAGAAUAGUCUGACUAUAAGA
This is a messenger RNA of Pundamilia nyererei, 1210 nucleotides long. Its product is annotated as synaptonemal complex protein SC65-like. Gene Ontology annotation, molecular function: collagen binding; protein binding. Gene Ontology annotation, biological process: peptidyl-lysine hydroxylation; collagen fibril organization. The transcript has 7 exons. Bases 1 to 1170 code for a protein of 389 amino acids. The record is from RefSeq and is a predicted model, not a curated record. Gene Ontology annotation, cellular component: endoplasmic reticulum. Lineage: Eukaryota; Metazoa; Chordata; Actinopteri; Cichliformes; Cichlidae.